Molecule: messenger RNA, 2105 nt
Organism: Odocoileus virginianus texanus
Lineage: Eukaryota; Metazoa; Chordata; Mammalia; Artiodactyla; Cervidae
Source: RefSeq, a predicted model, not a curated record
AUGGCCUGGCGAGGCUGGCCUGCGUCGUGGCUGUGGGUCGCCAGCUGCGGGCUGCUGCUCCUAGUCUUCAUCCUGCUCUUGAGCCCCCGCAGCUGCCGAGCGCGGCGGACCCUCCGCGGCCUGUUCAUGGCGCGUAGCAAGCGGCUGCUCUUCCGAAUCGGGUUCGUGCCGGGCUCCGGCGGGCUGCGGGCUGCGGGGAUCGGGAAAGCUGGCGCGCUGGAAAAGGGACUAGAGGAGGGUACUGAGCAAGGCAGACGGUCGGCACCAACCCCAGGAGUGAAGGUGCUCCCCAUCCCUGUCCUCGCGGACAACUACAGCUACCUCAUCAUCGACACCCAGGCCCGGCUAGCUGUGGCUGUGGACCCUUCCGACCCUCAGGCUGUACAGGCUUCCAUUGAAAAGGAAGGUGUUAACUUGGUUGCCAUUCUCUGCACCCACAAACACUGGGACCACAGUGGAGGGAACCGCGACCUCAGCCGGCGGCACCAGGACUGUCGGGUGUACGGGAGCCCUCAGGACAGCAUUCCCUACCUCACCCAUCCCCUGUGUCAUCAAGAUGUGGUUAGUGUGGGACGGCUUCAGAUCCGGGCUCUGGCCACCCCGGGCCACACACAAGGCCAUCUGGUCUACCUGCUGGACGGGGAGCCCUAUGAGGGUCCCUCCUGCCUCUUCUCAGGGGAUCUGCUCUUCCUCUCUGGCUGUGGACGGACCUUUGAGGGUACUGCAGAGACCAUGCUGAGCUCACUGGACACCGUGCUCGGGCUGGGGGAUGACACUCUUCUGUGGCCUGGCCACGAGUAUGCAGAGGAGAACCUGGGCUUUGCAGGCGUGGUGGAGCCCGAGAACCUGGCCCGGGAGAGGAAGAUGCAGUGGGUGCAGAGGCAGCGGAUGGAACGCAAGAGCACGUGCCCGUCCACCCUGGGGGAGGAGCGCUCCUAUAACCCGUUCCUAAGGACACACUGCCCGGUGCUGCAGGAGGCUCUGGGGCCAGGCCCUGGCCCCACAGGCGACGAUGGCUGCUCCCGGGCCCAGCUCCUGGAGAGGCUCCGCCAGCUGAAGGACCUGCAUAAGAGCAAGUGACCCCACCCCGGCCCGGCCCAGUCCACCCGCCGCAGUGGGGAGACCACCCAUCAUCGCCCAUGCCACGCCAUCCCUCUGUCUGCUACCACCCCGCCUCCAUCGGCUCGUCAGCGGGCACCACCCGGACACUGGCCAGGGGCAGAGGAGGGACAGGCGAGGAGACCCUGAGAACGAGAGGCCGGGUGACGGAAGGCUUGGGGACUCCACAGGGUGAGGCUGAGUCACCGAGGGCAGAGCUAACACUGGGAGUUAGCUCCCCCUGUUCCUGCCGCGGCAGUGAGGACGCGGAGCCCUUGCUCUCACUGCAGCCUCUGAACUCAGGGCAGCAGGAGUCCUGAACAGGGUGAGUCCAUCUUUCCCUUCCUCCCAUCCGUGGUGGGGAAAGAAACUCGCUCCCCCAGACUGGCCUGAGGUCAGGUGCUUUGGAAAAGCAGUCACUCAGAGGGGCACCUGGGCUCUGGUUUUCUGAGCCUCUGCCCCUCCUCCCCCAGGCAUUUUUGCACAAGAGCAAGGCACCCACAAAAGCAAGGCCACCCCCGCCCCCACAAAGGCAUUUUUUUUAAACAGAGCCAUUUCUGAGAAAGAGGAAAGGGCUGCAAGCCUGGCUGUGGACAAUCUGACUUGUGACUCCCCUGCAGCCUGGAAGCGGGAGAGUCCCGGUUGCCAAGGAAACCUGACCUCAGGCUAAGGAGACACCAGGAGGCUGGGACUGGAGGCCCCACGGUCAUGUAGGUCACACAUGCUCACUGCACAGCUGGCCUGGUCCUGCCUGCUGGCCUCUGCCCCUGCCCUGGGCCAGCAGGGCCCCUUCUUCCUGGGGGACCAGAGAGCCAUUGUCCACCAGGUCCACUGUGGUUUUCUCAUUGUGGCCCUUAUUCUUAGACACUCCUGCUUCAUCCUCAACCCUUGCCCCUUUCAGUUAGUAAAGCCAUUCAUCUGGCCCUUUGCAGUUGGCCAAGGACAUCACCUUGUCAUUUCUCAUUUGGCCCUUGGCCCUAUCCUGGCAGGAGCCAGGAGGUCUACAC